AUGGAUGGUGGAGGAGAGGAAUCCAUAGAGGCGGUGGCGGCCGCGCGGCGAGAAAGGCUGAGAGCUCUUAAAGCGGCUCAGGAACUCCUAAAUACCCCAGAUACAGAUGCUGAAAAUGACAAAUAUAAUCAAGAACAACAAGAGGAAGAAGAGGAAGAAAAUGCCAAUAUGAAAUUCCGAAAUUAUCUUCCUCAUGACAAGCAACUUCAAGAGGGCAAACUUGCCCCACCAAUACUACCAAAAUUUGAAGAUCCCGUUCUCAUGGCACCUCCACCGGAAGAGAAGAAAGAGGUGGGUUAUUGA
Messenger RNA from Fraxinus pennsylvanica, 303 nucleotides. NCBI's taxonomy places the organism in Eukaryota, Viridiplantae, Streptophyta, Magnoliopsida, Lamiales, Oleaceae. The record is from the annotation of a GenBank genome assembly.